GUUCUGCGCUUCUACUGUGAAACUUCUAAAAUUUCGACAUUGAUCAGCAGCAGCAUCCCAAGACUGGAAAAUGGCAUCUCAAAUCCAAAAUCCGCAGCUCGAGCACGCGAUGCUUCUCAUCCAGAGAUACGUGCCAGAGACGGUCAUAGACAACUGGCGCGUGAUCGGCAUCACCGCAGUAAUGAUCGGCCUCGCAUUAUGCCCUGCCAUCGCCUGGGCCAUGGAAUCCUACCAGGAAUAUUUGGACGUCGGACCGGGAGGAAUGCCCUACAAUAUUUUCGGGUGGAUGCUCCAAGGCAUAACACAAAUCGUCGCGCGACACGACACACGCGAUCAUGAAUCCUUCUCCGACCCGAAAUUCCGAUCAUCUCUGGGAGAGCACGGUACAAAGAGCUUUUUGUCGGGACGCAGCCUUCCGGCGCGCAAAGGAGACCGUCCGGUCGUGCCAGGCUUCGUAGCGCCGCAGCGGCAGAUGAGCGAUCGCGGGCCCCGGAACGCCGAAAUGAGGGAACGACUUGUGGCAUAUCAGGAGGACAUCGCUCGGGCCAACCCUUCGCUGGUGUUUGUCGACGUGUCUCGACUGGAGGGCGAAGGAUCUCCGUCCGACCACGCCGCGCUGUGGUACGCCGUGAGCCGCGAUCGGGUGUUCCCGCCAUACCUCAAGAAGACCAAGGGCGAGUUCGCACAUGUGCACCCUGAAGCUACGAUGCAUGUCACAUUGAGCUUGCCCGAUGCCGAGGAGGUUGUCAGGAAGGGCUGGGGUGAGAGGCAUCCGCUCAGUGGGGUCAGAGGGUUCUGGCCGAUCACGCAUGUCAUGCUUUAUGUGCCGAGGGAUGACGCCGAGCUGGAGAUCUGCAAGAAGAUUGUUGAUGCUAGUGUGAGUUUUGUAUGCUGUGGUGGGCCUGAAGUUCAAAGGGCUUGAGCAGCUGAAAUAGUGGCGAAUGCCUACUGGCUCCAUUUGCAGACAUGCCAGUGGUCCCUGGGACUAUGCUACAGGUAAAAUGUGUCCCUCCUGAUCGAGGGCGCAUUUCUCUUGAGUUGCAGAUUAAGAUCAGACACAACGCCACAAGGCCAUCAAAUGAUUCGUUCAUGGGAUUUAGAUGGAUAUAUAUAUAGAUAGAUUAAUAAUAUUGAUAUCAACAUUCAAAA
Diaporthe batatas is the source of this 1149-nucleotide messenger RNA. RefSeq lists its product as uncharacterized. The record is from RefSeq and is a predicted model, not a curated record. The transcript has a single exon. The coding region runs from base 71 to 922 and encodes 283 amino acids. NCBI's taxonomy places the organism in Eukaryota, Fungi, Ascomycota, Sordariomycetes, Diaporthales, Diaporthaceae.